Messenger RNA from Lynx canadensis (Canada lynx), 2070 nucleotides. It is a transcript of the gene PLP1, whose product is annotated as proteolipid protein 1. Lineage: Eukaryota; Metazoa; Chordata; Mammalia; Carnivora; Felidae. Bases 142 to 975 code for a protein of 277 amino acids. The record is from RefSeq and is a predicted model, not a curated record. Gene Ontology annotation, molecular function: structural constituent of myelin sheath. Gene Ontology annotation, biological process: central nervous system myelination; axon development. Gene Ontology annotation, cellular component: myelin sheath; plasma membrane. The transcript has 7 exons.
GAGAAGAGGACAAAGAUACUCAGAAAAAAGUAAAGGACCGAAGAAGGAGACUGGAGAGACCAGGAUCCUUCCAGCUGAACAAAGUCAGCCGCAAAGCAGACUAGCCAGCCGGCUACAAUUUGGAGUCAGAGUUCCAAAGACAUGGGCUUGUUGGAGUGCUGUGCAAGAUGUCUUGUAGGGGCCCCCUUUGCUUCCUUGGUGGCCACUGGAUUGUGUUUCUUUGGGGUGGCACUGUUCUGUGGCUGUGGACAUGAAGCACUCACUGGCACAGAAAAGCUAAUUGAGACCUAUUUCUCCAAAAACUACCAGGACUAUGAGUAUCUCAUCAAUGUGAUCCAUGCCUUCCAGUAUGUCAUCUAUGGAACUGCCUCUUUCUUCUUCCUUUAUGGGGCCCUCCUGCUGGCUGAGGGCUUCUACACCACCGGUGCAGUCAGGCAGAUCUUUGGCGACUACAAGACCACCAUCUGCGGCAAGGGCCUGAGCGCAACGGUAACAGGGGGCCAGAAGGGGAGGGGUUCCAGAGGCCAACAUCAAGCUCAUUCUUUGGAGCGGGUGUGUCAUUGUUUGGGAAAAUGGCUAGGACAUCCCGACAAGUUUGUGGGCAUCACCUAUGCCCUGACCGUUGUGUGGCUCCUGGUGUUUGCCUGCUCUGCUGUGCCUGUGUACAUUUACUUCAACACCUGGACCACCUGCCAAUCUAUUGCCUUCCCCAGCAAGACCUCUGCCAGUAUAGGCAGUCUCUGUGCUGAUGCCAGAAUGUAUGGUGUUCUACCAUGGAAUGCUUUCCCUGGCAAGGUGUGUGGCUCCAACCUUCUGUCCAUCUGCAAAACAGCUGAGUUCCAAAUGACCUUCCACCUGUUUAUUGCUGCAUUUGUGGGAGCUGCAGCCACACUGGUUUCCCUGCUCACCUUCAUGAUUGCUGCCACUUACAACUUUGCCGUCCUUAAACUCAUGGGCCGAGGCACCAAGUUCUGAUCUCCUGUAGAAAUUUCCCUUUCUCUAAUAGCAAGGCUCUAACCACACAGCCUACGAUGCUUCAUCUCCCAUGUUAACUCUUUGCCUUUGCCACUGACUGGCCCUCUUACUUGAUGAGUGUAACAAGAAAGGAGAGUCUUGUGGUGAUUAAUGUCUCUCUAUGGACUCUCACCUCUUAUGUACCUCUUUUAGUCAUUUUGCUUCACAGCUGGUUCCUGCUAGAAAUGGGAAAUUCUUCAGAUGGUGACUCCCCAACUGCAAGUCACAAAGAAAUGGAGACUGUAAUUCAAUUUUCAAGCAUCUCCUGAGGACCAGGAAAUGUUUUCUUCUCACAGGGCACUUCCACCGAUGGAAACAAAGUGGAAAGAAAGAUACUCAGGUAGAGAGAAGGGAUGUACCUGGUCCCUUUGACACCUAUCAGGGCCAAAUACAUUCUCCUUGGUGUACGAAACAAAGAACCUACUUCUGUCUCCCUCUUACCACUGAAGAUAGAAGAAAAAAAAAAUGCAGACAAAACAAUAGGAGCAUUUGCCCAAAUCUACCUAUUGCAGCUGGGAGAAAAGGGUCAAAGCAAGGAUCUUUCACCCAUAGAAAGAGAGCACUGACCCUGAUGGCGAUGGACUAUUUAAGCCCUAACUCAGCCAACUUACUUAUAGCAUAAGGGAGCAUAGUGUCUGUGUAGCCCAAGGGGGCACUUGGCCUUACACCUUAUUAGAGAAGAGAGGCAAGGUGUUGUCAGCAUCUUCUCACUCCCUUCUCCUUGAUAACAGCUACCAUGACAACCCUCUGGUUUCCAAGGAGCUGAGAACAGAGAGAACCUAGCUCAUAUGAAAUAAAAAGACUGACCGAAGGAGCAGCAGUUGUUAGUGGCUAACGGUGUAAACUGAGCUAGCCCUCUGGUAGACACAGGAUAGCUAACUCUUUAGAUAGCGUGUCUUUUUUCUGUUGAUUAGUUGUAUACUCUGGCCUCUGUCAUAUCUUCACAAUGGUGCUCUUUUCAUGGGGUAUUAUCCAUUCAGUCAUAGAGGAUAAUUAGAAGAUCUUGAUUUGUUUCAGAAUGAUGCAUAUUUCACAUUUUCCAAUUUGUUUAUCACU